AUGCCGCCUAAAGGAUCGCGCGUCGUGCACCACGACAACGACUCGAGGUCGGACGGCUCGAGUUCGAAGACCAACCACAACGCCGCGAAGAACAAGCGCCCGAAUGGCACAAGCAACCUGCGUGAUGCGAAGAGCGUGAACGAUGCAACCGCAGCACAGAAUGCCUCGUCUAGCAAUGGAGUGAGUGUCUGCGUUAGCCUCAAGCACCGUCUCGCAAGACCAAGGCUGACCUCAAGGCACAGUNUCACAUGGGCCCAGGAAGACCUGUCUCUCCUACAGCAAUACCGCGCCGCACAUCGUAUGGACACGCCUUCAGCAUUCAACUCGAUACGCAACCAGUUCCUACUCACCAACCCGGGCAUCGGCAGACAGUCGCCGACCAUGGCCAGGCGCAAAGCAAAGAGGAAGGUACCCAAGGAACAACUCGCCAUGGCAGUGAGGAAAAACUUCAACGACGCAGCCGUCAACGAGAUUGACGUUAUGGUCGAUCUGCUGUACAAAGUGCGCAACCAGGGUAUGUCGUCCUGCAACGUGCCGCCUCCUUGUCCCAAGUGCUGA
Messenger RNA from Aureobasidium vineae, 558 nucleotides. NCBI's taxonomy places the organism in Eukaryota, Fungi, Ascomycota, Dothideomycetes, Dothideales, Saccotheciaceae. The record is from the annotation of a GenBank genome assembly.